This is a messenger RNA of Paramuricea clavata, 1207 nucleotides long. The record is from the annotation of a GenBank genome assembly. Lineage: Eukaryota; Metazoa; Cnidaria; Anthozoa; Malacalcyonacea; Plexauridae.
AUGGGAACGGAAGAUUGGAUAGCAGUUGAAUCCCAUCCUUUCAAUCCUAUCCUUUUCGGGACUGAUGAUGCCACAGUAUGCUACAAGAAAGAAUCCGAUAUUCAGGUAGGGAUUUUUUUUACGUUAAACAUGAAUAAAAGUAUAUUAAGUUACAUUGCUUUCAAAACAAGGUGUCGUGAAGCUCCAACGAAUAUUGUGAAGUUUAACCAUAGAAAUAAUAUCCCCAAUCCCUUAUUUUGUAAGCCCUAAACAUGGCGACCAAGCGCAAACAAAUCCAAAUCAGACAAACGUUUUCAGAAUUAUUAAAUUUCCAUAAAGUUGGAUGGUUGAGUCACUUUUUCUCUCACUUUUUCCUUAACAAAGUUUUCAGAGUUUAAAUGCAGACGACAUUAAAAUACACAACGUUUUUUCUGAUAAUGCUUGUGUCGACAGUAUUAUUCUUCAAAACUUGGUAACUAAAGAUCAAAAAUGAUUGUGUUAAAAUAUUUGGCGUACGCGAAUUUUGUAUUGUUGUGUGUUUUGUCAUAAUUUUUUCUUACCUUUAAAGAUAACAAAAACAAUUUUCUUCUAUCAUACUUAGGCAGCCGGAAUGGUGGCAUUUUACAUUGUGACUAAAGGUGAACAUCCCUUUGGAGGAAAACCAGACCGACUUCGCAACUUACUUGAUGGUAACCCAGUUUAUUUGGAUAAGUUGAAGAAAUAUCCUGCUGCAAAAGAUUUGAUAUCUUGGAUGCUGAACCACGACCCUAAAGAUAGACCGUCAGCUGAACAAGCGUUGAAACACCCUUACCUUCAGUCCAAGGAACAGCUGUUUGAAAUGCUGUGCAAAAUGGGAAACCAAGAAGAGAUCAAAGCAGGCGACAACAACUCAGCUGUCGUACGAGAGUUAAAUAAUGACCCCAUAAAUUGGAAAACUCGGAUGAGACCUGAUGUUCUGAAGUAUUUAUGUACUGAUUUCAUGAACGGGAAACCAAAAAAAUUUUCUUAUAAGUCGUCGUGGACGGAAUGUUUACGACUUAUCCGAAAUGUCAACCAACACUGGCAUAACCGACCACGUCCACUGCCUCAACCCGAAGCAUUCUAUGUAGUGGGUGAUCCCCAAGAGUACUUCCUCAACCUCUUCCCCAACCUUCCUGUCGACGUUCACAGAAUUGUCAGGUCAUGUGAUUGGAAAGAGCGACCUGACCUUAAGGAAUACUUCACAUAA